Messenger RNA from Alternaria alternata, 2810 nucleotides. RefSeq lists its product as hypothetical. The record is from RefSeq and is a predicted model, not a curated record. NCBI's taxonomy places the organism in Eukaryota, Fungi, Ascomycota, Dothideomycetes, Pleosporales, Pleosporaceae. The transcript is spliced from 2 exons. Bases 310 to 2400 code for a protein of 696 amino acids.
GGCAAGUUUCUGCAAGUUUCUGCAAGUGCUGGCUGGGCUGCCUGCUGGGAGUCAGGCGCACUCCGUGCUGCGUUUUGUAUAGUCCUCGCGCACUCACUUCCGCAUCUUUGAAUGCUUUUGCUGCUGCCUAAGAUGAUCUUCAUCCAGGCCCGUCAGGCCGCCAGGAUGCGACCGAAUAUCUUGGGGUGAGGAGGCCCGCUGACGACCCCGCCUCACCACUCCUCCACUAUCGCGACUCGCCGAUACCCAAUACUCCACCGCAUCUGUUUUGCUUGUUCUACAGCCGGUUGGAACUACUUCAAGUACAUCAUGAAGAGUUGGAAUGGGUUGGAGGAUGCGACGGCGCCGGUCAAGCCUCGACGGACCCCGACGCGGUGGCGUGCACUGUCUGCGACCUUCGUCACACUCGUCUGUCUCGCAGCAGUGGAUACCAUCUUUCCUGAAUUAAAGAACUGGGAUCUGUCCUUGUCUCUGGACGAAGAGCCUGCGUUGCAUCAUGCCGCUUUUGAGUGGUCCAAGAUCGCUCCGAGUGAGCAUCUAGAAUUCCACAAAUGCUUCGGCAGAUUUGAAUGCGCAAAACUAAGCCUACCAUGGGACUACUUCAACGGCACCUACCCCAAUCAUACCGUCAGUAUCGCUAUCACCAAGAUACCUGCCAGAGUACCCGUGGAUGAUGCUCGUUAUGGAGGUCCGAUCUUGUUCAACCCCGGCGGUCCGGGUGGCCCAGGUGCUGCAGUUGCAAUUGUGUUAGGACACGCGCUACAGCAGAUCGUGGACUCCAGUGUUGAGACUUCCACACCCUCCACCGAUGCAAGAUACUUUGAUGUCAUCGGAUUUGACCCCCGCGGAAUCGGCUGGACGGAACCGGUUGCUCGAUGCAUGCCAGAUCAGCCUGCUUCGUGGUCCUGGAAAUUGAGAGAGGAGACGGAAGGACUUAUCGGAAGCUCAGAUGCAGCUCUCGGUAGACUUUGGUCUAUGAAACAUGCCUUUGGCGCAUCCUGCAAAUUAGCUGAGGAGGACCAAGAGGGACCGGAUAUCAAGCAGUAUAUGGCGACGGCAUUCGUCGCUAGAGACAUGUUGGAGAUCACUGAGAAACACGCCGAGUAUGUCGCAAACGAGGUAACUCGGAAGGCUGCGCAGAAGGCCGGUAAGCGUCCCGGAUACUACAGUCCCACGUAUGUUCCAGGGGAAAGCAAGCUGCAAUACUGGGGCUUCUCAUACGGGACACUACUUGGAUCCACCUUUGGAUCCAUGUUUCCCGAUCGUGUUGGGCGUCUCAUUCUCGAUGGUGUUGUCAGCUCAUACGACUACCAAAAUUCCCUUGGCAACGGAAGCCUUACAGAUGCCGAAAAGGCCAUGACCUCCUUCUAUACCUUUUGCCAUAAUCUGGGUCCUGCUGAAUGUCCCUUGGCAACUACGAACUCAAGUGUCUCGGAUAUAGAAGAUCGCACGCAAGACAUCAUCGCAUCGCUGUACCAUAAUCCGCUUCCCAUCGUCUCGUCUGAUGGUCCAGACUAUCUUACUUGGUCUGAUCUCAAACUAUUGAUCUUCGGCGCUACCUACCAACCACGCUUGAUGUUCCCAUUCGUUGCAGACAUUUUAGCCACCAUUGAACAGGGAGGGGGCUCAGCGACCGACCAGCUCGCUAGUAUGUUCCACUACAACCACGUUCUUUUUUGCCCUGCCAACGGCACCGAAGCAUCUGAUACGCCAGUGCCCGACGUGGCAACUACGGCUAUCUUAUGCGGCGACGGCAUUGAUCAAACUCAUCUUACUAGAGACGAAUUCGAAGCAUACUGGAAUAUCAUGGACACCCUUUCGCCGAACUUUGGCUCCUACUGGUCCAUGCUUUUGAUGAGUUGUGCAGCAUGGAAAAUCAAAGCCAGCUACAAGUUCGAAGGCCCUUAUGGUGGCAACACAUCGCACCCUAUCCUCUUCAUAAGCAACACAGCAGACCCUGUUACGCCUCUUCGCAGCGGACGCUACAUGCAUAGCCUCUUUCCCGACAGUAGCCUUUUGAUCAGCGAUCAUGUUGGUCAUUGUUCGAUUUCCGCACCCGAUAUCUGUAGCUUGAGCCGUGUGAAAGCAUACUUCCAGACGGGUGAGCUACCGUCGCCGGGUACUGUUUGCGUACCGCCACCUAGCCCGUACAGUCUCAACUCGACGGAUCCCGAUAGUCCGUUCUAUGACCCCUCGUUAGGUAGCACCAAUGUUGCCAGAUUCCGGGAGAUGGACUCUGACGGGGCAAAGCUACUAGCUGCCGGUGAGUGGUUGCAGAAGCGAGUUGCUGCAAGCGAUAUGUUCGGCCUAAACCUGCCUGUCGCCGAAAGGGUCAAUCGAGCUAUGCAAACAUUCUUGAAGGAAUCGCUAUCAGGUUCAGAUUAUGCUGUAUUCGCCUAGCCGUGCGCUAUUCUAGAGAACGGCCUUUCUGAGCUAUGUGCUUAAGAGACCAGCCUGCUUCUUACGCGCUGUAUCAAGAUACCAUACUGUACUGUGAUUACUCAAACUCCCUCAAAUCGCCGACGCAUUUUAAUUUUCAUCGAAGAGGUAUACUAUCUACAUUUGAAUUUACCACAAUGUGAUCACAUUCUCUCCGACACUGGGAGAACAAGUUUACUUUUGUCUACCCUAAUCCUAGGUUAUCAUUGGCUAAUAAAGGAUCAAAAAUGCACUAUUUCGUCAAGCCAAAGAAGAUCCUCACUCUAUCAACUCUUACUGCAUCGCCUCUCUCCAUUCACCACUGCAUUAUCCAGCUUUGUUGUGAUACAAAAAAAAAUACUUAGCUUAUACGAAUACACGAUUGCAUGUAA